AUGGAUUUCAACGUAACCUCACGAAAACGAGCCGCACCUUCAGUAGCGCAGGGUCCCGGCACGGUCGGCGCCGACGGUCGCGGCGUAGGUCUGUCGGGAUGGAAAUCCUCCGCAGGAAGCGGCGGAGCUUCCGCGUGCCAGCUGUCGAUGUACGACGAGGCGCCGGUGGGGGAAGAGGUGGCCAUGGAGCAAUUCGAGGAGUUCGCGCUGGACCGGCUCCGGGUGCUCAAGGCGAUCGACGACGCCAAGGCGCGCGGAACAAAGGUGGACGAGCUCGACAGCAUGGUUCCAUUCGAGGAGGUUCCUGAUUUGGUGGCUUCUCGCAGGGUUUAUCUCGAAAAGGGCUUUGCCUUUGUCCCCAGAGACCAGCUGGCGGCCAUUGUGGUUGGUCAAUUUCGAGCCAAGCUGUCCAAAGCACUCGUGGCAACCAACAGGAAGUGGCUCGCCCACAUACAAGAAGACGAGCAAGAACGCCUGAAGCCGGUCACUGCUGCUCAUCCCUUCUUCCUCCCCACCCCGUCACCGUCCUCCAGGAAGUGGCUUGCCCACAUACAAGAAGACGAGCAAGAACGCCUGACACCAGUGAUUGAGGCUCUCAGCACACGCUAUCUAGGCCCUGACUUCUCCCAGCCUGGCGAGACUGCUGAGGUGUCGCUCCGUGAUUUGGACGUUGUGGCGCGGCAGUCUUUUCCGCUCUGCAUGCGACACCUCUUCUUCAAGGGCAUCGGGCUGAGAUUGGAGGAUGCACUCACAUUCUGGCGCUCUGAGUUCUCCAGAAAGAUGGGUGCGGAGCGGUUUGACAAGGAGUAUGCGUAUUCGAUCCGGCACAACUACGGCAAGGAGGGCAAGCGAACGGACUACACUCCCUUCUCCUGUGUGAAGGUCAUCAUGAGUACACCUGGGUGUUCUACUGAGGGCAAGCGCACCGACUACACUCCCUUCUCCUGUGUAAAGGUCAUCAUGAGCACACCUGGCGUGGGAGAUCACCACGGGUGUCCCUUCAAGCACUUCAGCGAGGACAACUUGAGAGCUGCCCUUUCUCGCAUGGGGGUGUCGUCAGGAGCAGCCAUGGAUGAGAUCAUGCAGAAGACACGGCAGCAGCACUACCAGCAUCGCAAGGUGCUCCAUGCCCCACGGGGAUCACACAUCCGAAUCAAUACUUCAUGCUCAGCAGACAGGUUAUUGAGGGACGAACUCAACCAGCUCUCCCACAAGGGCAAGGACAACAACCACGGCAUCCAGAAAGGGCUCGCCAUCAUGGGGAAGGCGGAAAUUAUAUCGAACGUUUUGUUAGCUGGUCUAUCCGUGGCUCCGCUCUUCGUGAAAAUCAACCCCAACUUCAAUGUUGUCGCCAUGGCUUCGCUAACCGUAUUCGCUGGCUGUUACCGAUCCGUCAAGCCGGCCGCUCCAGCUGAAACGAUGUCGAAGGAGCACGCCAUGCGGUUCCCCAUCAUCGGCAGCUGCGUGCUCUUCUCGCUCUUCCUGCUCUUCAAGUUCCUCCCCAAGGACCUCGUCAACAUGGUGCUCAGCGCCUACUUCGUCUUCCUGGGAGUCAUGGCCAUCGGUGCCUACUGUGCUUGCACACACUUCCACCAGUCUGCCAUUUCACUCUCGAAUUUCGAGAUAGAGCUGACGAUGGCGCAGGUGGUGGCGGGCAUUCCAAGCUCGGCGUUCUGCGUGUGGUACGUCACGCGCAAGCACUGGUUCGCCAACAACGCCCUCGGCCUCGCGUUCUCCCUGCAAGGAAUUGAGAUGCUCUCCCUCGGCUCCUUCAAGAUCGGUGCUAUCCUGCUGAUUGGAGCAAUCCUGCUGGUGAGGCCAUGUGCUGCUGGUGAGACUAUGCGCACCGCUCAGGCUACAGGCUGGGCGUUCCUGACUGGUCUUUUCUUCUACGACAUCUUCUGGGUCUUCUUCACUCCGGUUAUGGUCUGCUACAUUGUGGUCAAAUCCUGCCUCCUCCCACCCAUCCGUUCCCCCCCCCACCACACCCUCCCGUUCCCCCCCCCACCACACCCUCCCGUUCCCCCCCACGUGCCCCCUCAUUCUCCCCUCCCCCAGACUGGUCUUUUCUUCUACGAUAUCUUCUGGGUCUUCUUCACGCCAGUUAUGGUUUCUGUCGCCAAGUCAUUUGACGCACCCAUCAAGCUGCUGUUUCCAACUGGUGACCUCGCAAGGCCUUUCUCCUUGUUGGGUCUGGGCGACAUUGUUAUCCCUGGCAUCUUUGUGGCACUCGCUCUAAGAUACGAAGAAGCGAAGGCGAAGGGUCUGGUGGACUACGAGCGAGAGCUGGAGGGCAUUCUGGAGAAGCUGAUCGUGGAGUGCGAUCGCAAGAUCCAACGGUCGUUCAAGCGCCUGGAGGACGAGGAGGGCGCGGCUGCGCUGAACGCCGUUAAAGUGUCCGAAGUCACUGAUUCACCGGAGUCCAUAGAGCUGACAAAGAAGAUCUAUCAGAAGAUGGCAGAGGUCGAUCAGCUGGAGAUGGAGAACAGGAUGGACGACAAGAUUCGGGCCACGGAGGAACUGGAGAAGCUCAAGCAGGAGCGAGCAGACAAGCAGGCCGCAUCCAUUCUCGACGCGUUCAACAAGGAUCGUCUCUCCGGCCCGCCUGCCCCUGGAGGGCCGGCGGUGGCAGCACCUGUGCUGAGCCAGCCGGACAGCAAGACGCAGGAAAUGAUCAAAGAGAAGCUAAGGCGCGCGGAGCAAGCCGGAGAGGAGGGGCGGGUGGACGAGGCUCAGAAGCUCAUGGAAGAGGCAGAUGCUCUCAAGAAGCUCGCCAUGGCUCCAAAGCCAGACCCCAUUGCAAGCCUCGGCUUUCAGAUCGUGAGUCUGCCUCUCCAAUCAUUCCGCGUUGACCGAUUCCCGUCCAGCCCUUCCCUCCGUCGCACACCCGAGGGGCAUUCCUUACCAUAUUCGAAUAUGUCCCCUCUGAGGCGCCUUAAGAAUUGUCUCUGUUUGCUCUUCCUUCUCUCCGCCUCCCUCCCUCGCCUGCUUGCUCUAUGUGUGGUCUGGCAGGCGGAUCAGAAGCUCCGGGUGUGUGACAUCUGUGGGGCGUUUCUCAGUAUCUUUGACAGAGUUCAGCGUGUCGAGUGGUGUCUACUCAAAACUGCUCAACACUAA
Molecule: messenger RNA, 3117 nt
Organism: Closterium sp. NIES-65
Lineage: Eukaryota; Viridiplantae; Streptophyta; Zygnematophyceae; Desmidiales; Closteriaceae
Source: the annotation of a GenBank genome assembly